AUGUCUGGGCCUGAUCAAUAUCUUCGGUGGGAUGGGAUCGAUAUCAACCAGCGUUGGAGGUUUCGCCGAAUCCUGGCUAUGUCCGAGGAUGAUAUGCCAUAUGCCAUGAGUAUCACCCCAGGAGGGGAUUUGAUCACCAUGGGCCGCUACAGCUUCAACAAGCGAUUGUUCUUGCUGAUGUGCACUCAUCCAAAGAUCGAUCCAAUGUCUGGUGAGCUCUUCGCGGUUAGCUUCAAUCCAGUGAUCAAUCCCCACCUCCGCUACUUCUGGGAGGAAGAGCCCCGAUUUCGACGUGUGGCUGCCGGAUCCGUGCUUGUUUCACGACUUCACGAUAACAGAGAACUACGCAAUCCUUCCAGAGAAUCAGCUCAUCCAGGAUGUCUAAACCAAAAACUUCAGCUAUUUUAUACCCAACACUGUUCAAAGGGAAGCACAGGCAAAUCAAACAACGAACAUAGCCCAGCUACACAUACGUACAUUCUGGGCCCAACUCAUCGGGUGGAUCGCACAGAGGUUGGUGUGCUCGAGCAGCUCCGUGUCCUUCCAGCGAACACACCCAAAUCAGACAACGAACACAUCCCAGCUCGUCUGGGCCCGGGACCUGAGGAACAUCAGCUUCAGCGACGACUUCAGGCCGGCAGGUUGCAGUCAAGGCGGUCAGAGUGCGGUCAAGGUGGCUCGUCCAUUAGGCCGGUGGAACAUCUGUUUGACGAUAUCACCGGAUUGUCCAGCAGAUUGCACGAGAUCCACCUGGACCUUCGAUCUGGACGGUCGUGGAAGAAACACGUGUGCUCGGCUGGACUGGAUUUUGGACAGAUGAAUCAGAAAUUCCUGGGGCGGAAGAAUCGGUACGUAUACAUGUGCUACUAUGGCCAUGGCUCAAAAUCUCAGGCCUGGCCAAGGUCGAUCUGGACGCUCCACCGCUGCCCAGGCGGUAAUCGAUGGAACAAGUGA
This is a messenger RNA of Selaginella moellendorffii, 954 nucleotides long. RefSeq lists its product as uncharacterized. The coding region runs from base 1 to 954 and encodes 317 amino acids. The transcript is spliced from 3 exons. Gene Ontology annotation, cellular component: chloroplast stroma. Gene Ontology annotation, molecular function: carotenoid dioxygenase activity. Gene Ontology annotation, biological process: carotene catabolic process. Lineage: Eukaryota; Viridiplantae; Streptophyta; Lycopodiopsida; Selaginellales; Selaginellaceae. The record is from RefSeq and is a predicted model, not a curated record.